CGAAAUUGGGACGCACAUCAGCUGUUUGUUUUGUGCGGAAAGUCGUGUGCCAAACAAGCAAGACUCGCUCCGUAUCCGCUGCUGCGUGUGUGUGUGUUGGUGUGUGGCAGAGAGGCAGAGCGAACAGACCACACUACAACCAUCGAUCAUGAGUGAUGGAAGCGGCGCUGGCAGCAGCAGCAGCAGCAGCAGCGCAAGCGGUCAUGGUGGCGGUGGCGUGGAAGAGGCCCUGAGAAGGGCGCUGAGAUCACCAGCACAACACCACAAGAAGGCAACCACGGCGGCCAUGGCGCUGCUACAGAACACACCACAGAAACCAACGGCAGCAUCGAAGACGGAAGGUGGUGGUAUGGGUGCGAGGAGCAGAGAGGAUGAUGGCGCUGCACGCGCCAGGAAGAGGCACCUUGCUUCACGCACCCCGUCCCCAAACCAUGAGCACUUGGCCAAGGCUGCGUUCCGGCCCGUGAUAGAAUCGCCGGCCGUUACGCGAUCACGCACUACAAAGGACUCACCAGCGCGACGCUCCACGGGCGUGGAGUAUGUGGAGGAGUUGGACAUGCAGCCGCGCAAGCUCGAGCUGCCAGCACACGAUGAGGUGGACGAAGAGGAGGAAGCAGAACAUGUGGAACUGGGUGGGCCUGGCCUGCACACCUUGGCUGCGAGGACGGAGAAAGAGGUACCAGACACAGCUAAUGCAGAGGAAGAGCAGCAGGCAGAGACGCAGCAGCAGCGGCGAUCAGGACGACGCCGGCAGGGCGUGCAAGCACGCACAGCUGCUGCCCACGCAAGCGUCGUACCUGGCGACAUUCAAGCGUCUGUGGUGUCCGCGCUGAAGACAGCACAGCAGCGGUCGCAAGCAACAACAUCUUCGCCAUCAGCCCUAGCAUCGCCACCACCUCCGUCACCAUCGUCGUCAUCAUCGUCAUCAUCUGUCCUUGCUGGCGCUCAGCCUCGCAUUGAUCUUUCACAACCUGGUGGCAUCGCACUCGCCCUCGCUGACCCGCUGCAGUCGUCACGUCCGCCUCUCAUGCCGCUUGGGCGCCAUGGCGAGCGCACACCAGUCCGCCCUCCACCCUCCUCCAUCGAGUCCAUGCUGCGACGCGGAAUGGCCCGGGGCACCCAGCGGCUGACACGUCACGAGCAGCUGCUGCAGCGCGCAUCUCAGCUCUCUUCCAGCGCAUCUGCGUUUGCCGCGCGCUUCCGUCGCCCGCGCCCACAAAUCGGAAAGCCGCUGUCACCUAACCCAGCCCUCGAGAGACUGCCCAGUACCGUGACCGGCCUGGAGGACAGCAGCAAGGACAGCGCAGCCUCUCCAGGCUCCCCAUCCACCGCAAUGCCGCCGUCGCCGCGUCGCUCGCCGCGUAAGUCGCCUCUAGACUCUCCGAUUCGGCCACAGGACCUCAGAACAAGCCAGGCCAUCGAUAAGAGCCACGCGUCCCGCCCUUCAGAGCUGCGAUUGCCGGCGCACUGCAUGAAGAUCUUGCGGCAGUUUGAACAACUCGAUAUCAUUGGAAGCCACGUUGCAAAGAAGUACAUGCGGACAUUUGACCGCGUGCAGCCCGGUGUUGAGAAGAUGACAAAGCGAUCCUUCGCCCUCGCGGACCUCGGCCGCAUCAUGCACAUCUGGCCAACCUGCUACAAGCUUGAGCAGGUGCUGAUCAAGGAUGCGCAGCGCGGCACGGGCGAAUACAAACUCAAGAUGACACCGUUGAUGCCAUCCGCUGAUGGCGACACCGAGCACAGGCGCUACCUCUCUGUCGCGGAGAUUCAUGACCGCGUCUCCACAUUCCACAUGCGACUGCUGAACUAUGUCCACACACAUCACGAGAAACACCUUGCGACGCUGCCGGGGAAACCGUCGGUCCCGCUCGCGAAACUUCAGCGGUGGCACUCGGGCUUCCAGGUCGAGCAGGUCCCAGCCAUCCCCGUUGGUGAGGUGCCGCGGCCGCCGGAACGACGCGUAAUGACGGCGAUGGAGGCCCUGAGCCAGUCCCUCGGGCUGACGUCCGGUGCACAGAAGGCGCUGGAGAAGACGGUGGCGCUCUCGGCCAAACACACGUCGCCGCUGUCAAGCCCCAAGAAGCGCGGGUUGAAGGAGGAUGUGAGUGCUAGCAGUGAGGAAGAAAAGGUGGCAUCUCCGCUCAAGGGCUUGGUCUCAGACGCAAUGAUGGCCAGAAUACGCGCCAAGCAAAAGAAACGAACCGAGGCGAGCCUACAGCUCGACUCUGCCGCCACACAGCGCCGCAGUCUGCUCACCCGCUUGCCGACCGUCGCCACCACCAUCUGGACGGAGGGCAAGCGCCGCGCCGCUGGGCCCAUGGACCGCUGGCUGCCCGCCAUCACGAAGAGCUGUGGGCUGUCGAACGCGGCAGCGGAGCAACACAUUGACCUGUUGAUGGAGUUGGUACCCACGUUUAUCAAACGCUUCCUCAGAGACAACCGCACACCGUACAUGAAAGUUAACACCAGCAUCCCCCUGUCCAAGAUUAAGCAAGCCAUCAAGGAUGAAGAAGCCAGGCUCAAUGCAUGACAACAAUGAUGA
Molecule: messenger RNA, 2542 nt
Organism: Salpingoeca rosetta
Lineage: Eukaryota; Choanoflagellata; Craspedida; Salpingoecidae
Exons: 15
Coding region: 149-2530 (793 amino acids)
Biological process (GO): DNA replication checkpoint signaling; mitotic cell cycle; regulation of DNA-templated DNA replication initiation
Cellular component (GO): nucleus
Molecular function (GO): DNA polymerase binding; DNA binding
Source: RefSeq, a predicted model, not a curated record